Lodderomyces parapsilosis is the source of this 1407-nucleotide messenger RNA. RefSeq names its product anaphase promoting complex subunit. Bases 1 to 1407 code for a protein of 468 amino acids. Gene Ontology annotation, cellular component: anaphase-promoting complex. The record is from RefSeq and is a predicted model, not a curated record. NCBI's taxonomy places the organism in Eukaryota, Fungi, Ascomycota, Pichiomycetes, Serinales, Debaryomycetaceae. The transcript has a single exon. Gene Ontology annotation, biological process: protein K11-linked ubiquitination; anaphase-promoting complex-dependent catabolic process.
AUGAAUUCAUUAGGGUAUUGGGAUAAUAUAAGUUUUGGAAUUAACAACUCUACCAAUAACACAGAGGGUACUGCUGAUCUGUUUAGCCGACUAGAUAAUUCACAUGAUACACAACAUCAUCAGAGUAAUGAAGUUUUAGAAACGCAAAUGUCUGAAUCACACCACGACUCCACUAAUCUAGGUAUGCAUCAGCAUGAGGUGCAAGUACAACCACCAUUUACACCCGAAGAGAUACGUGAUUCGAUAAGGUCUAGCUCCCUAGCCAAUGAUCAAUCAAGCAGAAUUCACCAUGCUUUUAUGCAACUGAUUGACGAGGAUGACGAGGAUGAAGAUGAACGACUCGAAGGUUCAUUCAAUAGAAUCGCUCAAAGCGGUGUCCAGUCUGGCAAUGAUCCUAUUAUGACUGAAGGAGUGGCAGAUGUUGGUGAUCAACUGAUUGACCAUGAUAUGAUUGGUCAUCGUACAACGUCGAGUCAUCACAAUUAUGAAGCUGUUGAUGAUCGACACACGCUGCAAAUGGAUGACUCGUCAACUCAACCAAGUUUAGAGCAGAUCCAACGAGUGUACUACAUGAAGGGUUUACAAGAAGUUGAAGAUUUACAAUUGGUUGAUUUAUCACCAUUGGCAACUUGGAAAUUGUCAUCCUAUAAACAAGGAUUCGGUUUGGCACAGUUGCGAGAAGAUAAUCCUGAAACGUACUGGCAAAGUGAUGGAAGUAAUGGUGGUAAUAAUACCAACCCUAAUAGUUCAGCAUUGAUGAAUAAUCACUUAGCCAAUCCACAUUCCAUAACUAUCCAUUUUAUCAAGAAAGUUGCGCUAGAGCGAAUAUCAAUAUUCACCAAUUACUCACUUGAUGAAAGCUAUACACCUAGUAAGAUUAGAAUCAUGGCUGGUAGCAGUGAAGGGUGGGACUUGAUCAAAGUUUGCACAGUCAAUUUCAACCAACCUAUUGGGUGGUCUCAUAUAAUAUUCAAUGGCAUCAGAAAUGAUGGGGUAUUGAAGUGCUUCAUGGUGAAGAUAUUCAUAUUGGCGAAUCAUCAAGAAGGUAAAGAUAGCCAUAUUAGAGCUAUAAGGUGCUACGGUAAAAAAAAUGUACCGCAAAAGAUUCAGCCCAUGCAGGUGGAUUCUAAACCGGUGGAGCAUCUUGGUCAUUCUGAUCUAUUGAAGGAUUUGAGUUUAGCUAGUGGAUCUAGUAGCAUGUCUGGUGUACUGCUGAGCUCUAGAGUGGAGUUGGAGUCCAAAGAUGGUCUCGAUUUGCAAGAGGAAGGCGGAGAAAAUCAAGAGGACAUCAUACCCGACAGUCCUGAUACUGAAACUGCUAAAAUUCUACAAAAUGUUAACACAGUAUUGGGUAACAAUACCGGUUUUCAAAGCAUCGAACUUAAAAGUGUUUCAUCAAUUAGAUAG